AUGCCAGGAAGACUGGAGGGCAAGGUUGCCAUCGUCACCGGCGGAGCUUCCGGUUUCGGCAAGGGCGUGGCGACCAAGUUCGCCGCCGAGGGCGCCAGGGUCAUCAUCGCGGACCUCUCGCAGGAGGCCGGCGAGGCGGCCGCCAAGGAGCUGGGUUGCGACUUUGCCGUCGCCGACGUGACGAACCGGGAGCACUGGAAGCAGCUGCUGCAGACGGCGCUGGACAAGCACGGCCAGCUCGACAUUGUGGUCAACAACGCCGGCGCCACGUACGCCAACAAGGCGACCGAGACGGUGACGGAGCACGACUUUGAUCUGUGCUUCAACGUCAACGUCAAGUCGGUGUACCUGUCGGCCAGCGUCAUCGUGCAGUACUUCCUCAACAAUAAGCGGCCAGGGUGCUUCAUCCAGAUGGCCUCGACGGCGGGUAUACGGCCCCGGCCUGGACUGACGUGGUAUAACGCGUCCAAGGCGGCGGUGAUCAACGCGACCAAGACGAUGGCGGUCGAGUACGGGCCCAAGCAGAUCCGUUUCAACUCGGUGAGCCCAGUCGUGGGCAGUACGGGCAUGACACACCUAUUUCUUGGAAAGCCAGACACUGAGGAGAACCGGGCAGGGUUUGUGUCUACGAUCCCUAUGGGACGGCCGUCAACGCCCAAGGACAUUGCGAACGCGUGCUGUUACCUGGCCAGCGACGAGGCCGAGUUCAUCACGGGCGUCAACCUGGAGGAUGAUAUGAUCGUGACGAUUGCCUGGGUCGGAGCCCUCGUGGGACAACCUCAGCAUUUUGCAAUCGUUGACGUCAGAGUAAUGCAGUGUGUAACACAUCUAAAGACUAGAUCGACUGUUCAAUGCAAAGUGUGCAUUGAGCAUCUUGCAAAUGGAAUUGCAAACAAGCAGCCCUCUACCAGCUUGUCAUGCCAUUUUCGCCCAGACAGAUUCCCCGAUCUUCGUGCCGAAACAAGCCGGGAGCUGGGGCCGCCGAAGCCGGCCAUCCUCAGCGGACUGCUCGCCGUGCUGGGUGUUCCUUUUAGCGGUCGCAAGCCUGUCUAG
Messenger RNA from Thyridium curvatum, 1053 nucleotides. RefSeq lists its product as uncharacterized. Lineage: Eukaryota; Fungi; Ascomycota; Sordariomycetes; Thyridiales; Thyridiaceae. The record is from RefSeq and is a predicted model, not a curated record. The transcript is spliced from 3 exons. Bases 1 to 1053 code for a protein of 350 amino acids.